Molecule: messenger RNA, 3151 nt
Organism: Mercenaria mercenaria
Lineage: Eukaryota; Metazoa; Mollusca; Bivalvia; Venerida; Veneridae
Product: H/ACA ribonucleoprotein complex subunit DKC1-like
Exons: 14
Coding region: 42-1565 (507 amino acids)
Biological process (GO): box H/ACA sno(s)RNA 3'-end processing; rRNA pseudouridine synthesis; mRNA pseudouridine synthesis
Cellular component (GO): box H/ACA snoRNP complex
Molecular function (GO): RNA binding; pseudouridine synthase activity
Source: RefSeq, a predicted model, not a curated record
UUCAACCGGAAACGCGCGCAAGAGCACGUGUUGUUUUCAAAAUGGAAGACGGUCACAAAAAGAAAAAGCAUAAGUCAGUAGAUGUUGCUGAGACACAGCAUAAUGCAGAUUUUCUCAUUCAACCUUCCUCUGAAGUACAGAAGUUAGACACAUCACAGUGGCCCCUUCUAUUAAAGAAUUUUGACAAACUUAAUGUGAAAACAGGAAGGUACACACCUAUACCAUCAGGAUGUUCUCCAUUGAAACGUCCCAUAGAAGAAUAUGUAAAGAGUGGCUUUUUAAAUCUCGACAAACCAUCAAAUCCCUCAUCACAUGAAGUUGUAGCUUGGGUGAAGAGAAUAUUGCGUGUAAAUAAAACUGGACAUAGUGGAACAUUAGAUCCCAAAGUAACAGGUUGUCUGAUUGUAUGUAUAGAACGUGCAACAAGACUCGUAAAAUCUCAGCAGGGUGCCGGCAAGGAGUAUGUUUGUAUUUACAGACUACAUAGUGUGGUGGAGGAUGAGAAAAGGGUUUUAAGGAAUUUGGAAACAUUACAAGGUGCAUUAUUUCAAAGACCUCCAUUGAUAUCUGCAGUAAAGAGACAGUUAAGAAUUAGAACAGUUUAUGAGGUGAAAUCAUUAGAAUACAAGAAGGAAGAUGCAAUGGGUGUAUUCUGGGUCAGCUGUGAGGCAGGCACAUACAUUCGUACCAUGUGCGUACAUCUGGGACUUCUGCUCGGAGUUGGAGGCCAGAUGCAAGAACUGCGGCGGGUCCGAUCAGGCAUUCAAAAUGAGAAGGUUGGUAUGGUGACACUACAUGAUGUCCUUGAUGCUCAAUGGAUGUAUGAUAACCAUAAAGAUGAGAGUUACCUCAGACGUGUUAUUAAACCUCUAGAAGCUCUCCUCACAUCACAUAAGCGUAUUGUGAUAAAAGAUUCUGCAGUGAAUGCUGUCUGCUAUGGAGCAAAGAUAAUGUUACCAGGUGUGUUAAGGUAUGAGAAUGGUAUAGAAAUAGAUGAGGAAAUAGUCAUUGUAACAACUAAAGGCGAGGCAGUAGCAUUAGCAAUAGCCCAGAUGACAUCAGCCGUGAUGGCAACAACAGACCACAAUAUUGUUGCAAAGAUAAAACGUGUGAUCAUGGAGAGAGAUACAUAUCCUAGGAAAUGGGGACUGGGACCAAGGGCUAUGAUUAAGAAGCAGAUGGUUAAAGAAGGUAAACUGGACAAAUAUGGAAAACCAAAUGACAAAACACCCAAAGCUUGGAUGGAAAUAUUGAAGAAAUCUGGGGACUUGGGAGAGGGGGCAGAUAUCAAACCAGAUAUAAACAACAUAGAACAGGCACAAACACCUCUUAAGAGGAAGCAUGAAUCAGGCAGUAGUUCAGAUGAAGGAGCAAAUGUUUCAUCAAUGUCUUCACCUAAAACACCAACAGCUGGAGGUGACAGUCACAAAAAGAAAAAAAAGAAAAAGAUAAAGGAGGAGCCUGUUAGUGGAGAUGAACAACCAGUUGAGGAGACUGAGCCAACUUCAGAGAAAAAGAAGAAAAAGAAAAAGAAACACAAGAAAGAAGCUGCAGACUCUGAUUGAGUUUCACCAGUUAUAUGCUGAUUGGUGAACAUAUAUAAAGACAAUUAAGAAGGAAAAGCAGCCAGUGUUCCCAAAACAAACUACGGAUAAUUGCUGGUCUUUUCGGAUCAGUACUUGAAAAUGAGGUUUCACUUGUGUAGGAAAUUUUGUAUUUCCCUGUGGAAUUUCACCUGCAUAAUUGUAGCUGUAUGUUUGCAGCAAAGUGAGCUGACAUUACUGAUUAGACAUAUUUCAGUAAAUUUUAUAAACACAUGCAGAGAAAAUGAAACAGUAUUGUCCAAAAUCUAAUAUUUUUAUGCUUGUACAUCCAGGGUGACAGGGUCUUUGUUCCAGGUUUUGGACAGAAAUUUGGUCCCUAAGACUUUAAAACUUUUAAGUGUUUAUACAUUAUUUUUCUUGCUCUCAGAAAAAAAAAUUGAUUUUGAUAAAGAAUAUUACCUGGUAAAUAAGCAAUAAUUCAUUUACCUGUGUUUUAUUUCAGCUUAAAUUUUAUACCGUGAUAGCAAAAUUUUUAUUGACAGAAUUCCCUAGUUCUUUUAAAAUACUUAAAAAAUAAGAUCUGCCCUCAGAAGGCCCUGUCCCCAUAGAGUAAAGGAUUGUAAUAUCCAGGUUACCUGUCGUGAGGAAGUAUGAAGUUUUCCACCUGCAAUACUGGUUCUUAAAGUUAAUUGUAAUAUCUGAACUUGCUUGUUUUAAACAGCUAGUUAAAUGUAGCUUCCUAAAUAAACGUGUGCAGAAAAUUGUGAUUUAGUUGAGACAAAAUGAUAGUAAAAGAAUGUUAAAAGCUCAGUCCUGAGAGAUAAUUUUUAUCACUAGCAAGGAGCAUACUGGAACCUUGGCAUAUGAUUAUAGGUGUCCCACCCCAGUAACACUGCUGGGCGAGGACCCCACUACUGCUGUACUUCACAACUUAAUUCUUAAAUAAUGAAAUCCCUGCUGUCUGGAAAAAAAGAACAGUUCUGGGGUGUUAAAGAUGUUAUGGUCAUCAUGUUUUUCUGACUUCUAAAAAUAGUGUUUGUACAGUUCCAUUUUUGAAAGGACCAAACCUUGGGUCCCAAUUAUCAAAAUAGUUUUGUUCUUACAUCCUGAUCGGUCAAAACUAGUUGGUCAAUAAUUGUUUAGUAACGUAAAAUGGUACAGUAGUGCAUCACCAAGGUGUGUUUGGGGAAUUCAGCAAACCCAUGUAUAAUGAGUCUGCCAGUGAAAUCAAACAAUACAAAUUACUGGUUUCUGUAUGGUUUUUCGCAGGGGGUAAGACUUGUUGCAGGGUGGAACCAGUGUAACUCAGCAAAUCGACACACACAGUGACACUUCAUGUGCAACAACUGUAAAAGUUUAACAAUUCUUGCGCCACUUGAAGAAGGCCCUCGGGUCUUACCCCAACCCCAACGUAAUGUUUAUACAUACAGUAUUGAAAAUAUGAUUACAACACGUAUACAAUACCAGUAGAUGGACUAAAUAUAUUACUGAUCAUUCGUCUAGAAGAGAAAUGUGUUCAUUAUAUCUCCAUGUUUUUGUUUUUAUUCAUAUGCAUUUGUUAAAAAAUAUGGCUAUUUUCAGUUGUAUAAAUUGUGAAAGACCUGAAA